Molecule: messenger RNA, 1071 nt
Organism: Marmota flaviventris (yellow-bellied marmot)
Lineage: Eukaryota; Metazoa; Chordata; Mammalia; Rodentia; Sciuridae
Gene: Tmem26
Product: transmembrane protein 26
Source: RefSeq, a predicted model, not a curated record
AUGGAGGGACUGGUCCUCCUCAACGACCUCGUCACCAGGCUGCUGUUUGUGCUGCACUCCCUGGUCGGGGUCUGGCGAGUGACGGAGGUGAAGGGAGAUCCAUGGUACUGGCUGCUGGCGCUGCUCAACCUCUUGCUCUUCCUGGAGACUGUGCUUACCGUCAAGUUCAAGCGUGGCAGAGGAUACAAUUGGUUUUCACCAGCUAUAUUUUUAUAUCUGAUUAACAUCGUUCCAUCAUUAUGGCUCCUUGAAAUGCAUCAUGGGACCCAGCAUUGUGAUGUUCAAUCUGAAGGACUGUCACAGAACAUCAGUAGAAGAGAAGACACUGAUCCCACCCUGAUGUCUAAGGAGAAAGUCAAUGGAGUGAAUAUCAUUGAGACGGCCAAAGUUUUUGUACAUAACUUAUCUGCAGUAUGUGAGACGACUUGGACUUUGGGACUUCAUCAGACAUUCCUGUUACUGCUAAUAAUUGGAAGAUGGCUUCUACCUAUUGGAGGUACCAUCACUCGAGACCAGCUCUCAGAACUUCUCCUUAUGUUUGUGGGAACAGCUGCUGACAUACUGGAAUUUACCAGUGAGACUCUGGGAUUAAAUAAUGUGAGGAAUAACCCUAAGCUAGUCUGUAUCAUCCUUGCUUUAUGGACAUGGAGUAUGUUGCAGUUUCCACUGGACCUGGCAGUACAUCACAUCGAGUGCCCCUUGGCUGUGACAAGGCGGGGAUACAUCAAGCAGUUCUUCUGCCAGUGCAGUUCCUCUUUGUGGAACAUCGGAAUCAGCGUCUUCAUACAAGAUGGCCCAUUCCUUGUUGUGAGGCUCAUACUGAUAACCUAUUUUAAAGUGAUAAAUCAAAUGCUGGUGUUCUUCGCGGUGAAGAAUUUCCUCGUGGUGGUGUUGCACCUUUACCGCCUGGUGGUGUUGGCCUUGGGAUUCCGUGCUUCCCUGAGGCACCCGUCAGAAGCCACCAAUGCAGAACACAGAUACCUGGCUCAACCCUCUGGGUCAAAGGAGGGACUGUCCAUUCCUUUGCGGGCCUCCCCAGUCACCUCGGAGGACUCCCAUCUGACACCAUAG